AUGGCAUCUCAGGCUCCUGGGUCAUCUGCACCAUCCUCCAACAUCAACUCCCCGAUCCUCCCCCCCAAUGGUGGACCCCUACUCAAUGCGCAAUUUACCGAUUUGAACACCCGAGCCUCUCCCGCUCCCUCCGCCCAAGGUGAUGGCCGUGCGAAGCGCAAUAAGAGAGAUAGUCGCAAAAAGCGGGAAGCCAAAGGCUUAGAUACUGAAAGUGCACCACCACCGAAGAAACGCGCCACAACAGCCACAAACACAGCUCUUCCAAGUUCCAAGUUGCGCAUUUUGCGCCCUCUGCUCCUUGCAGAACCACAUGACUCUGACCGAUUCCCCCCACAACCUCGGCAGCUGAACCGAGUGACGAGAAAGUCCUCAGAAGUCCUGGGCCAGAGCUGGGAUUUCUAUGAGGUCGUGGACAAGCUUACCAACAAGAAUGGAUUUCGCUACAGUUAUGCCAUUUCAGACCCGGGGUUCCCUCAUAUCAAAUAUCGCCAGACAGAUGUGCGCCCAUACAAUGCUCGGUUUAGCUUUGAGGACUCACCAGCGGCCAUUUCUUUCUCGGAAAAUGCCAGGGCGGUGACCACCAAUGAUGCGUGGCACACAGCUCGCGCCAAUGUAUGUGCUCGGGAAGGCACCUAUUACUACGAGGCUCGGGUGAUCAGUGGAGUUGUCAAAGAUCCCCAGGCCCCUCAAAAUGGCAGGCCGACUACUUCGCCUCGCGGCCAUGUCCGAAUUGGGUUCGCCCGGCGAGAAGCUGACUUGGACGCGAAUGUUGGCGUUGACUGCUACGGGUAUGGAAUUCGGGACGUCAACGGGGAAGUGGUCAACCGCAUGCGAUGCGAAUUCUUCUUCCCCAAGGGUGAAGCCAUCAAUGAAGGCGAUGUCAUUGGAAUGCUCAUCACUCUUCCGCCUCUAUCACUCCACAAAAAGAUCGUCGAAGGGACUUACGACCCGGUCACGGAUGGAGAUGGCUCAAAUCAGCCUCCCAUGGCAACGAAUAUCAUUCGUGAUCGGAUCCCUUUCCAUUACAAGUCGGACUUUUGUUGGCAGCAAUCCAACGUUUUCUCGACUAAACACCUCCGCGACUACGCCUUUAAUUUGAAAGAAACACCAACUUUUGGUCCGCCGUCUCCCCUCAAUAGUGAAGAUGCCACACUUCGCACCCUCCCUGGCUCCAGUAUCACCAUUCUGAAAAACGGUGUACCUAUGGGCACUCCCUUCAAAGAGCUUUACGCCUUCCUACCACCCGCCAGCCGUCUAGCCAAUGGCACCAAUAACCUGGGAAUCGGCGAGCGAGAAAAUGCCGACGACGGCAUGAUCGGAUAUUACCCCGCUGUCAGUUGCUAUGGCGGUGGCGCCGUCGAAUGUCGCUUCGAGGGACCGUGGUGGGUUGGUCCACCUGAGCACACCGAGACUGGAGAGCCCAUUCGACCGAUGGGCGAGCGGUUCAACGAUCAGAUCGUGGAAGACGUGGUAGCUGAUAUGGUGGACGAGGUCGAAGCCAUGUUCACCUGGGGUGGCAUUGACGGGAACGUCAUUAACAAUGGUACCGAGUUGGAGGCCAGCGUUGUAGGCGGACCGGAAGUCCUCAAGGGUGGUGUUGGAGCAGCGCUUGACUAUGCACUCGCCGCCAAUACCCCCGGCACCGCUGGGGCCUCUGAUUCAGCAGCUAAUAGCAACCGUGCGACUCCGGCUGCAGGCGAAGUCGGAAGCCAACCGGUUCCUGAGGCUCUGAGUGUUGGCACGGCUGGUACUCCCAACAUCGAAGUGCAAGGCGAUGGUGAUGGCGAUGUGGAAAUGACUUGA
This is a messenger RNA of Penicillium salamii, 1803 nucleotides long. The record is from the annotation of a GenBank genome assembly. Lineage: Eukaryota; Fungi; Ascomycota; Eurotiomycetes; Eurotiales; Aspergillaceae.